Theileria parva strain Muguga is the source of this 5238-nucleotide messenger RNA. Its product is annotated as GCC2 and GCC3 family protein. NCBI's taxonomy places the organism in Eukaryota, Apicomplexa, Aconoidasida, Piroplasmida, Theileriidae. The record is from RefSeq and is a predicted model, not a curated record. The transcript has 3 exons. The coding region runs from base 1 to 5238 and encodes 1745 amino acids.
AUGAAAAUAAUUACCUAUAGUUUUGAUUGUACUAAUAGUCAUUUGAUACUAGUAACUGAUGUUGGCCUGAAUUGUAUAAUAUUGUAUGAUUCUACCCUAAAUGAGGUUUCUAAACUGUGUGGAGGUCUAGGUUCUGUGCGUAUAUUUGAGCCCACAUAUAUUUCAUGCGCUGACACUUCUAACGAAAUGGGACAGUGCAUAAACACUUUGGAUGGAUUCAGAUACGAAGCUGAUGAAAAUUCAAGAUUCAUUCAGUGUUUUAUAACACAACCUCAUGAAGGAAACUUGUUAUGGGUUCAAGUUGAUAUAUUUUACAAUAAAUUGACAUUAAUAGAAUCAUAUGCUGGUGGACAAAUGAGCGAUACCAUUUCUGAAUCACGCAAAUAUAAGAAACGGUUUAUUACACCUUCAUUGAUGACUCCUAUAUCAGUUGAAACUGUUUCAUAUGGGAAAACAAUUUUAAUUUAUAUUGUUGAAUCAGAGAAUCCAGCUGUAUCACUUUUAACCUUGGAUUUGGGCAGCGAAUUAAAAAAGAUUUACUAUUACGGCAGGACCGAAUUGAACAUGAUAUCAUACGGAAAUUUUGUUCACAUUUCAAAAUUGUCGAUGAGCGUUGAAAACAAUGAUGAAAUGGAUGAUCAGGACUAUGUAAUGCUAUUCAGAUUGGGACCUAGAGGAAAUGACUACAAUAGAAGUGGAUCGUCAUCUAUCAAUAUCAUUAAUAUUAAUGAUACUGUUUUUAUCAACAAUUUUGAGUACAACACUCCAGAAUGGAUAGUAAUUGGAGAAGAAUUAAAUUUUCGACCAAAAAUAGAUUCUGGAAACAAACAAAACCUAAUAAGAUAUGAGUUGGAUAUUUUAAAUAAUGAGCAUCAGAACUCGCAAGAACAGCAAUCAGAUGAUAUGAAAUAUCUGAAAACUAUAAAAACAAAUUAUGAUUGGAAUGGUAACGCCAUUCAUAAGAAUGAGAUAAAAAUAAAUAGUGAUACUGGAAAAAUAACUAUUAAGAUUAAUUAUAUUUACAAACUGGUGCUUUCAAUACGUGUGACUGCAUUUGGGUUUAUAGAAUCUAAAAGCACAUACUUAAAAUUUAAAGUCUCUUGUAAAGAUGGUUAUUUUUUCACAGAAAAAGAUGAUGAUGAUUUAAAUGAGGAAUCUAAUGGCUGCAAAAUCUGCCAAAGAGGGGAAUUCAAUUCACUGGCCAUGAUAAAAUCUGAUAUUUUGAACUGGAAAAAAUGUACCAAAUGCCCCGAAAGAGAAAUAACAAUAAGCGAGGGCUCUACUUCUAGCACUCAAUGUUUGUGUGCACCAGGAUAUGAAUACAUAUCUGAUGGUACUAAUAGGUGUGAACCAUGUGAAGCAGGUAAAUGGAAGAGCUCUGUUGGACUGCAAAAAUGCAUCGGAAAUGGCUGUUACAAUAAUUCCUUUUCAAAUAAAAUUGGUAGUAUUUCUGAAGAAGAUAGAGAAUGUAGUUGUUAUGAAGGUUAUUAUUUCAAAAAUAUAGGUGGUGUUAAAGAGUGUGUACCUUGCGAGGACGGAUAUUUCUGUCCUGGUGGAAUACAUGGAAAGAAAUACAAGUGUCCAACAAAUACUACAACCGUAGUGAUUGUGAAUUCUAAUGGUUCUUUCUUAAGAUUACCUUUGUCAAUUGAUGAAUGUAUGUGCAAAAAAGGUUAUGAAAUUGCUGAUGAAAAUAAGUUAAUUGAUCAGUCUAAUCCUGAAUACGAAUUAAAAUUGAGAAUACAAGAAGAAAUUAAAUUAUUAAAUGUCGAUACUCAAAAUCUAGAUAUAAAUAACCUAAUUUGUAUACCCUGCGGAUAUAGAAGAUAUAAAGAUGUUGAAGGUAAUACAAAAUGUAAUGAUUGCCCUGAAAAUACAUUUAGCGAAUCAAUGAGUCCAACUAGUGUUAGUGAUUGUAAUUUGUGUGACAAAGGUUAUUAUGAGACGGAAGAUGUACAAAAUCCUUGUGAGGAGUGUAGCGAAAAUCACUAUUGCGUGGGUUCUGAUCCGAUAAAUGAAAAUGUAAAAAUGUACGCAAAGAAAAAGAUAAAGUGUGAAGAAAAAUCAAUAACUAUAAAGCCUUACAAUAAGAAUGUGAGUAUGUUGAAUUGUCUUUGUGUUGAGGGUUAUAUUCCUGUGACAUCUGGUUCAUCUGUGAAGUGUAUUCCUGCUCCAAAAAACCACUACAAAGAUGUUGUUGGUAACGUUCCAGCUGUUCCAUGUCCUCACGGAUCUAUAACAUUGUCCAAUGGUUCUACUUCGAAGGAUUCAUGUGUUUGUGACAAGGGCACAUAUUUUGAUUUUGUUACUAAACAUUGUACUAUUUGUCCUGCUGGUAAGUAUUGUUUGGGUGGUAAGGAUGAUGCUAUGAAUGAUAGACAGCCGAUGGAGUGUUCAGAUUCCAAUGCUCAAACUAAGGCUCAAGGUGCAUCUUCAUCAUCAGAGUGUGCUUGCAAGGAAGGAUAUUAUAUGGAUGUUGAUUCUCAGAAUGUGUGUAAGGAGUGUCCUGAGAAUCAUUAUAAAUCUUAUAUUUCUAACGAUAAAUGCUCUAGGUGUGAUGAGAAUUCAUCUACUACUGGUAAGAAGGGUGCCACAUCUAAGGAGCAGUGUGUUUGUGACCCUGGUUAUUACUUUGACAAAGGCUGUGUUUCUUGUAACUUCACUGACAAGUAUUGUCCUGGUGGUGUAAUUGAGACUACGGACGAUGAUGGUCGUUCUAGAGUUGUAACAAGAAGUCCAAUUAAAUGUCCACCAAACACAGAGAUUCCACCGGGAGUAGAUAAUGCUAGUUCAAUCAACUUUUGUAAAUGUACUAAGGGCUACUAUUUUGUAUCAAAAGAUCUGAAGAAUAACGAGAAGAUAUGCAAUGCUUGUGCUCCUGGAACUUACAAAAGUUCAGUCAGGGAUUCGAAUUGCAAUGGUCUAUGUACUCAGAAUGCAACUAGUUUGCCUGGUGCUGAAAGUCCCAAUCACUGUUUCUGUAGAUCUGGUUACUUUUAUCUGGAGGGUGGUAUUUGUAGCAAGUGUAUGGAAGGAGCUAAGUGUGAUGGUGGGUUGGUUAACUACAAGAUGAAGACUCUUAAGAAUUUCGUUGUCGACAUUGAUGACCAUGUUAAACCAGUUGCUGUUGAAGGUUACUUUUUGGAUAAGAUAAAUUUAAAGUUGAGGAAGCCCGAUGAUUGGAAGUUUAUCAAAUGUCCCAUCAAUGGGUCAUGUCUUGGAAAUGACAAAUGUUCAGCUACAAUGGAGCAUUAUUUGUGUAGUGAGUGUAAGAAGGGAUAUACUAACAACUUUGUGAAGGGAGCUUUGUGUCAGAAAUGUCCCCAAAUUCUCCCUAACAUUCUCACAGCCAUAUUGUAUUGCUUUGGAUUUUUGGUUAUAAACAUUGUUAUGGCACGACUCAACAUAAGUUCAGGAUACAACCGUCGUUCAAUACAUUCUGUCGUUAUUAAGAUUGCACUAAACUUUUAUGCCUGCACAAGUGUUCUGAAUGUUAUAAACGUCAAUGACUUAAAACUACCUGUGGGUUUGAAGAAGAUGAUAAACAAGUGGAUUAAGGUGUUUGAUUCCGAUGAUGCAGUGUAUUACACAUCAAUUGAUUGUGUGAUUAGAAGUUUAUUUAACCUGGAACAUUCUGAUUCAUUUUUUUACACGAUGCUCUAUAUGGCUUGCUCCCCCUUGAUAUUAUUGUUUGUUGUGACUCUGAUGAUGUGGAUCAUUAUGACUCUGUUUAAGGUUAUUAGGUAUAAUGAUAUUAGGAAGAAGUUGGCUUUAUUACAACAGUUUAGGGCUAGGUAUGAGGGAGAUAAUCAAAAUAGUCUCAUUGAGCAAUAUAGGAACGAGAGGUUACUUAUGAUAUUAAGAUAUAUUCCAUUACCCAACGAGACUGCAUGGGAUAGAUUUAAGAACUUUUUGGAAGAUAUGAUUCCCAUUUAUGUCACAGUUUUGUUUUCUAUCCAUGGCAAAAUUACGAGUAAGAUGCUGAGUUUGUUGGACUGUACCUAUAUAGAUUUGGGUCGCUCCUUCCCAGGCAAAUAUGUGUUGAGACCUGCAAUGAGUAUAAGGUGUUCUAUUAAUCCUUCAGCAGGUUAUCUUAGAUAUUUGAUUUUGGGUUUAUCUGGAUUGUUAGUUUGGGGUCUUGGUAUUCCAUUCCUGUCAUUCAUGGCAUUGUUUGUUAACAGAAAUAACUUGUAUGCUCCCAGCAUAAGGAUGAAGUAUGGAUUUUUACACAAUGGUUUCAGACAAGAUUAUUGGUAUUGGGAAACGAUAGUAUUUGCUAGAAAGUGUCUUGUUCUACUUAUAGGUAGUAUUGUCAUUGUUCCAUCAGAAAACUACAGUGGAUCUAGAAUAUGGAUGGCAACGGUUGUAGCCUUAUUAUUUUCGUUUCUUCAGUUAACAUGCGAACCAUUUGACGAAAGGGACUACUUUGUACUAGGAAGGUUAGAAAACCAUAGCAUGAGUACAUGGACAUUAACACUCUUACUUGUAGCAUUCCUAAUAGAAGGAAACUUUACACCUUCUUACAAUAUGUACCUUCUUUCUUUCAUCGUUUUGAUUAACCUUUUAUUUUUAUUUGAAGUUAUUUUUCAAUUAUUUGUUGCUUAUUGUCAUAAUUUUAGAAUUCAAACCAAACCACCUAAAUUUUUUAUUACAAGGUUUUUUUAUCAUUUAUUCUCCAAAAUUUCAAAUAAAAUUAAAAAUGCUGAACCAAUAAUAUUUUUUGACCCUAUAACUUGCUCAACAAACUUGAGGUCAUCUAAAAAGAUUGUCAACAAGUCAAUUUUUGAUAGUAUCGAUGUAAUUACUUACAGUGAAAAGGAUUAUUUUUCAUAUGUAAUGAAUGAGAUUAUUUGCUUUGCAAAUAUCAGGAUGAAAAUAGAUGUAAUUCCUUGUGAUUUUCCUGAGUAUAUUACUAGAUUAACAUUUGCCGUUUAUUUUAACGAAUCGUCUAAACAAAAAAUGAGUAACCUGGUAAAGUCAUUUGCAGAUGGUAACAUUGACAAAUUGGUAAAUAUAUCUAUGAUAGAGAACAAUUACAACCAAAACAAAAAUGAUAACAAGAGUUAUAUUGACGAUAACCUGGUGGUUAACCCAUCUCUAAUGUUUGACAAUGAGCUUCUUUCUAAAGGGAUGCCACUUUCUGAUUUUUAUGUAGCUUUGUCAAUUAUAAAAUUAAAGGACUUAAGAUCAAUAGCUAACACAUCCAUCCGAAAAUAUAGAGGAGUUAUUCUGUUCUGA